Penicillium lagena is the source of this 975-nucleotide messenger RNA. RefSeq names its product AN1-type zinc finger protein. The record is from RefSeq and is a predicted model, not a curated record. Gene Ontology annotation, molecular function: zinc ion binding. The coding region runs from base 1 to 975 and encodes 324 amino acids. The transcript has a single exon. NCBI's taxonomy places the organism in Eukaryota, Fungi, Ascomycota, Eurotiomycetes, Eurotiales, Aspergillaceae. Gene Ontology annotation, cellular component: cytoplasm.
AUGUCCUUUAACACACCCAAAGGGCAGCGCCUGCCCUCAUCCUCUCCACAACAAGAAUCCUACACCCAAAUGGCAGACACCGACCUCGAAUCCAUUGGCCGCCACUGCCAAUUCGAAUACUGCGGCCAGCUGGAUUUCCUCCCCUUCCGCUGCGAAUCCUGCCACAGUACCUUCUGUCUCGAUCACCGCAGCGAGAUUGCACAUAAAUGUCCGCGCGAGGGCGAAUGGGCCCGACGUCGCAACGGAAUCGCCAAUAACAACAAUAAAGAAAACCGCACCGCGACAGAGCGCCCGAAUAUCUACAACUCAGACCAGUGCGCGCACGUGUCUUGCAAAACGCUCGUUAAUACCUUUAAAGACCCCGGCGUACGCUGUCCGGACUGUAAUCGGCAGUACUGCCUUAAGCACCGACUCCGCGAAGAGCACGACUGCGCAAAGGUGACGCCACUCGGAGCGAGGCAGGGCGGGAGUGGCGCCAACGCAAACGAAACGCUCAAGUCCAUGUUCGCCAAGGUGCGCACAUGGGGUCGUGAGAAACAACAAUCCGCGGCGUCAACUAACAUCAACAACAUCCUCCCCAAACCGAAACCAAAACCCAAUUCACCCGCUGCGCGCGCGGCGGAGGUGAAUCAAAUGAAACGCUCCGCCAAGGGCGACGCCGGCGUUCCUGCUGAUAAGCGGGUGUAUUUGCAUACUGUCGGGACGGCGGAUACGCAAGCGUCAGAACCCCCGGCGGGAGAUUUCUAUUUUGAUAGUCGAUGGAAGGUCGGGCGCGUGCUAGAUGAUGUGGCGCGCAGACUCAAGGUAGAGAAUUUGAAUAAUCGCGCUGCAGGGGAGGAGGCUCGGUUGAGGGUUUUCCAUGUUGAGUCCGGUGAGUUCCUGGAGUUCUCGGACGCGCUUGGUGGUGGCAAGGUUAAGUCGGGAGAUACCAUUGUGCUGCUAAGAGGGGCGGGGACGGUUCUUGGGAAGUCAUAA